AUGGCUGAUUCUGCCAACGCCCCGAAGCCCAGCAGCAGCGUUAAGCUUGUCCUGCUCGGAGAGGCUGCUGUGGGAAAGUCGUCGCUGGUCCUGCGGUUCGUCAACAACGACUUCCAGGAGAACAAGGAGCCCACUAUUGGCGCCGCCUUCCUGACACAAAAAUGCAACCUUCCCUCGCGCACAAUCAAGUUUGAGAUCUGGGACACGGCCGGCCAGGAACGCUUCGCAUCCCUGGCACCCAUGUACUACCGCAACGCGCAGGCCGCCCUGGUGGCGUACGACCUGACCAAGCCGACGUCCCUUAUCAAGGCUAAGCACUGGGUGGCUGAGCUCCAGAGGCAAGCAUCCCCGGGUAUCGUCAUCGCCCUGGUCGGAAACAAGCUGGAUCUCACGAGCGACUCGACGGGCGGCGCCGCCGGCGGCAGCAACGACGAUGCCGACGACGAUGCCGAGGGUGGUGGUGGCGGCGACGACGCGGCGGAAGGGUCGGGUGACGCCCGCAAGGUGUCGACCGAGGAGGCCAGGGCCUACGCCGAGGAGGAGAGCCUCCUCUUCUUCGAGACGAGUGCCAAGACCGGCCACAACGUCUCCGAGGUCUUUACCGCCAUCGCCAACGCCAUCCCCGAGACGUCGCUCAAGAGCGCCCGCACACCCGGCAGUGCCGCCGGUGCCUCCGCCCGCGCAGGGGACGAGCAGAGGGUCAACCUGGGAAGCGCUUCAGAGGGUGGCCCUAAGGACAGCUGUGCCUGCUAA
This is a messenger RNA of Geosmithia morbida, 753 nucleotides long. RefSeq names its product Ras-related protein Rab-5C. The transcript is spliced from 3 exons. Bases 1 to 753 code for a protein of 250 amino acids. Lineage: Eukaryota; Fungi; Ascomycota; Sordariomycetes; Hypocreales; Bionectriaceae. Gene Ontology annotation, molecular function: GTPase activity; GTP binding. The record is from RefSeq and is a predicted model, not a curated record.